This is a messenger RNA of Dioscorea cayenensis subsp. rotundata (Guinea yam), 568 nucleotides long. RefSeq lists its product as uncharacterized. The record is from RefSeq and is a predicted model, not a curated record. Bases 1 to 501 code for a protein of 166 amino acids. The transcript has 3 exons. NCBI's taxonomy places the organism in Eukaryota, Viridiplantae, Streptophyta, Magnoliopsida, Dioscoreales, Dioscoreaceae.
AUGGCAGGGAUUAAUCACUGGUUAGUGCAGCCACUAACUACUUGGUUUAUUUGGAAAGCCAGGGGCAAUUACAUUUUCAAAAAUGAAUCCCCAGAUUAUAACAUUAUUACAUCAAAAACAGUCGCUCAUGCCAGGGAAUUUUUUUCUUCUUUCUCUCCUUAUGCAGGUAGCAGUCAUAUACCAGUGAGCUCAAGACUAGAUGCAGAAGCUAAAGCUUUAAUUGUGGCAUUACACACCAUUGGCAACAAUAAUGUCACAAUUCGGCAUAUCUUUCUUUCUUAUUCAGAUCUUCUUGUUGCUAUAAAUACUGAGAAUUAUCAGAAUGCUUGGAGAUCUGAUCCUUGGAUUAACAUUUUUCGCAAUCUUCCUGUUUCUAUUAGUGAUCCUAAGAUUCAUAUGAUCCCUAGGAGUCAGAUGGCUGUUGCUCUUAAACUAGCCACACAUGGUUCCAACCUUCAUACUAUUACUUUGUUCCACCAGAGUCGUGAUCUUCCUCGAUGAAUAAUGAAAACUUUUAUGACUAAUAACUUCAAAGUGUCUUAAUUAUUUGUUGUUCCCUCUUUUCAUU